CUGACCGGGGGAGGCUCUACGCGGCGUUCGGUGCUGCUGGCUGCUGGCUCAGUGGAGUCGCCAUGCCUACAACACAGCAGUCACCUCAGGAUGAGCAGGAAAAGCUCCUGGAUGAAGCCAUACAGGCUGUGAAGGUACAGUCCUUUCAGAUGAAGAGAUGCCUGGACAAAAACAAACUUAUGGACGCUCUGAAACAUGCUUCUAACAUGCUUGGUGAACUCCGGACGUCUAUGUUAUCACCAAAAAGCUACUACGAACUUUAUAUGGCUAUUUCUGAUGAGCUACACUACUUGGAGGUCUACCUGACAGAUGAAUUUGCUAAAGGACGAAAAGUAGCAGAUCUCUAUGAGCUUGUACAAUAUGCUGGAAACAUAAUCCCAAGGCUCUAUCUGUUGAUUACAGUUGGAGUUGUAUAUGUCAAGUCAUUUCCUCAGUCCAGGAAAGAUAUUUUGAAAGAUUUGGUAGAAAUGUGCCGUGGUGUACAGCAUCCAUUGAGAGGUUUAUUUCUUCGGAAUUAUCUUCUUCAGUGUACCAGAAACAUUUUACCUGAUGAAGGAGAGCCAACAGAUGAAGAAACAACUGGUGAUAUUAGUGACUCCAUGGAUUUUGUACUGCUCAACUUUGCAGAAAUGAACAAGCUCUGGGUGCGAAUGCAACAUCAAGGACAUAGCCGAGAUAGAGAAAAAAGAGAACGAGAAAGACAAGAACUGCGAAUUUUAGUGGGAACAAAUUUGGUGCGCCUCAGUCAGUUGGAAGGUGUAAAUGUGGAACGUUACAAACAGGUUUUUCCUGAUGAAUUUCAUCUCCAGACAUUGAAUCCUUUUCUUCGGGCCUGUGCUGAGUUACACCAAAAUGUAAAUGUAAAAAAUAUAAUCAUUGCUUUAAUUGACAGAUUAGCUUUAUUUGCUCAUCGUGAAGAUGGACCUGGAAUCCCAGCUGAUAUUAAACUUUUUGACAUAUUUUCACAACAGGUGGCUACAGUGAUACAGUCUAGACAAGAUAUGCCAUCAGAGGAUGUUGUGUCUUUACAAGUCUCUCUAAUUAAUCUUGCAAUGAAAUGUUACCCAGAUCGUGUGGACUAUGUUGAUAAAGUUCUAGAAACAACAGUGGAGAUAUUCAAUAAGCUCAACCUUGAACAUAUUGCUACCAGUAGUGCAGUUUCAAAGGAGCUCACCAGACUUUUGAAGAUACCUGUUGAUACUUAUAACAAUAUCUUAACAGUCUUAAAAUUAAAACAUUUUCACCCACUCUUUGAGUAUUUUGACUAUGAGUCCAGAAAGAGCAUGAGUUGUUAUGUGCUGAGUAAUGUUCUAGAUUAUAACACAGAAAUUGUCUCUCAAGACCAGGUGGACUCUAUAAUGAAUUUGGUAUCCACAUUGAUACAAGAUCAGCCAGAUCAACCUAUAGAAGAUCCUGAUCCAGAAGACUUUGCUGAUGAGCAGAGCCUUGUGGGCCGAUUCAUUCAUCUUCUGCGGUCUGAUGACCCUGAUCAGCAGUAUUUGGAUGACAAAUGGGAAAAGAAAUGCCAGAAGAUCUUUUCAUUUGCUCACCAGACUAUCAGUGCUUUAAUUAAAGCAGAGCUGGCAGAAUUACCUCUAAGACUUUUUCUUCAAGGAGCACUAGCUGCUGGAGAAAUUGGUUUUGAAAAUCAUGAAACAGUAGCAUAUGAAUUUAUGUCACAGGCAUUUUCUGUGUAUGAAGAUGAAAUCAGUGAUUCAAAAGCACAGCUGGCUGCCAUAACUUUGAUCAUUGGUACUUUUGAGAGGAUGAAGUGCUUCAGUGAAGAGAAUCAUGAACCAUUGAGGACUCAGUGUGCACUCGCUGCAUCCAAACUUCUGAAAAAACCUGAUCAGGGCCGAGCUGUGAGCACUUGUGCACAUCUUUUCUGGUCUGGCAGAAACACAGAUAAAAAUGGGGAGGAGCUUCAUGGAGGCAAGAGGGUAAUGGAAUGCUUAAAGAAAGCUCUAAAAAUAGCAAAUCAGUGCAUGGACCCCUCUCUACAAGUGCAGCUUUUUAUAGAAAUUCUGAAUAGAUACAUCUAUUUUUAUGAAAAGGAAAAUGAUGCGGUAACUAUUCAGGUUUUGAACCAGCUUAUCCAAAAGAUUAGAGAAGAUCUUCCAAAUCUAGAGUCCAGUGAAGAAACCGAGCAGAUUAACAAACAUUUUCAUAACACACUGGAACACUUGCGCUUGAGGCAGGAAUCACGAGAAUCUGAGGGGCCAAUCUAUGAAGGUCUCGUCCUUUAAACAGCUCAUACUCCUUUCCACAUACAUCCAGUAAGGGUUUAUUAACUAGGUCUCCCUUCUAUAGAUUGUGCCUUUCAGAAAUGCUGAGGUAGGUUUCCCGUUUUUUACUUGUGAUGUGUUUUACCCAGCACCUCCGGACACUCACCUUCAGGACCUUAAUAAAGUCAUUCACUUUGUAUGUGUUCAAGUCUGUCUGAUCUCCCCAAGUAGCAUGACUGAUCUGCUAUAAAACUCCCAUGAUCUGUAAAAAACAAAAUCCACUUAACUUGGUUAUUAAUGAAACUCUCCUUGCUUUUUGUUUUGUUUCAAUGUUGAUUGUGUAUUUUCUUCAUUACCAGGAAAUACUAACCCUAAAAAGUAUCUGUCUCUGUUCUUUAGUCCUCUUUGAGAUUAAUUUAGAGGAAAGGAAUACUGUUUGUGAGAUUGAGCUUGGGCUUUUCCCUAAACGCAAGAUAAGGCCAUGUGUAACAUUUUCCCUAAAAAUAGAAUAUAAUGCAUGUUUGAGAAGUUUAAACCACCAUGGUCAAAAGCAGAAGCUAUAUUUUGCAUAUUUGGACUCAGCCAUUCAUUAAGAACUUUUGUUGUCCUCUAGACCUAUUUAUCAGAAAUAAUUUGGUUCUAAAUAGUAUAAAAUAGAAAAUUUUGUGGUCUAUAUAAUUUAUGUAUAACCAUUACUGUAAAUUUAAUGGGAAAUGAAUCAAAAUUAUGAUUUUUUUUUGCACCCAGUGAAACAAUAAAGUUGCUAUUAACAAUU
Molecule: messenger RNA, 3000 nt
Organism: Dipodomys ordii (Ord's kangaroo rat)
Lineage: Eukaryota; Metazoa; Chordata; Mammalia; Rodentia; Heteromyidae
Gene: Vps35
Product: VPS35 retromer complex component
Exons: 15
Coding region: 63-2246 (727 amino acids)
Biological process (GO): intracellular protein transport; retrograde transport, endosome to Golgi
Cellular component (GO): retromer complex; late endosome; retromer, cargo-selective complex
Source: RefSeq, a predicted model, not a curated record